This is a messenger RNA of Homo sapiens (human), 3988 nucleotides long. It is a transcript of the gene COA7, whose product is annotated as cytochrome c oxidase assembly factor 7. Bases 22 to 717 code for a protein of 231 amino acids. Gene Ontology annotation, cellular component: mitochondrial intermembrane space. The record is from RefSeq and is marked validated. Lineage: Eukaryota; Metazoa; Chordata; Mammalia; Primates; Hominidae. The transcript is spliced from 3 exons.
GUCUUUGGGCCGGCGCGAACCAUGGCCGGCAUGGUGGACUUCCAGGAUGAGGAGCAGGUCAAGUCCUUUUUGGAGAACAUGGAGGUGGAGUGCAACUACCACUGCUACCACGAGAAGGACCCGGACGGUUGCUAUCGGCUGGUGGACUAUUUGGAAGGGAUCCGGAAGAAUUUUGAUGAGGCUGCCAAGGUGUUGAAGUUUAACUGUGAAGAGAACCAGCACAGUGAUAGCUGCUACAAACUGGGGGCCUACUAUGUGACUGGAAAAGGUGGUCUGACCCAGGACCUGAAAGCUGCCGCCAGGUGCUUUUUGAUGGCGUGUGAGAAGCCUGGAAAGAAGUCAAUAGCAGCAUGUCACAACGUUGGCCUCCUGGCACAUGAUGGACAGGUUAAUGAGGAUGGCCAGCCUGACUUGGGAAAGGCCAGGGACUACUACACAAGGGCCUGUGAUGGUGGCUAUACUUCCAGUUGCUUCAACCUCAGUGCCAUGUUCCUGCAGGGUGCCCCAGGCUUUCCCAAGGACAUGGACCUGGCAUGUAAAUACUCCAUGAAAGCCUGUGACCUGGGUCAUAUCUGGGCCUGUGCCAAUGCCAGUCGCAUGUACAAGCUGGGGGAUGGUGUUGAUAAGGAUGAGGCCAAGGCCGAGGUGCUAAAAAAUCGAGCCCAGCAGCUACACAAAGAACAGCAGAAAGGUGUCCAACCCUUAACAUUUGGGUAAUGUGGUCCACCCUCCCUCCCAGGCAACAAACUGCUUGAGGCUGGCAGCUCCUGUUUCUGAAGACUGAUGCAGCCCUUGAAGGUCAACCUGCUGGAGCAAAAAAACUUGGGACUUGAAUUUGUAGCUCCAUUUACAUGGAUCCAUUGCCCCAGCUACUGGAGUAUAGCCUACAAUGUUUAUUUCAGUCAAUAUUCCUUUAUCUGGGUGUUCUGUACAAUGUUUAUUACAGUCAAUAUUCCUUCAUCUGGAUGUUCUGUGAAGAUAGCCAUGUUUAUGGGGGUCUUAGUUUUCAAACUCUGGCAACUCUGUGAAAAAUAGGAGCAAACUAGAGAGCCCUGGAGAUUGGUAGUAGGGAAGGGAGGAUAGCAGGAAGUUUGAAAAAUUAGCAGCCCCGGGGCCUAAAGGAAUCAGCUGUCAUCAUUUUCAUCAUUAUUAUUUUGGUUAGGAUGGCUUGAAAAUCAGAACGUAUCUUGGUUUACGUAAUUGAGGUCUUAAAGAACUAAGAACAGUUAAAUAGUCACAACUACCACCCUCUGACUUACAUAAUCAUUGGUGUGGGCUUCGUUUUGCCUUUAGAGUCACAUCUUUCAGUAAAUUCACAGAGAUCAAGAGGGACGUGCAACAUACAGCUUAAAGGCUGUUAUGCUUCAGGGUUGCUGAAGAAGAUGAAACAUCAGCCUGCCAUCGUCUAGAAGAGACAUUGGCAGUUAAAAAUUAGCACCUCCAGUGUAGUCGCCUGGCACUGCCCAUCAUGCUGAGGGAGCAGAUUCUUCCCAAGGCAGCUUCAGCUAGGAGUUUGUAAGCAAGGACUUUGUGACACAUUUGUCCCCUGGAACUGAGCCUUUUUAACUGUCCCUGUGAAUGAACAAUUUUGAGUGACCUACGGUUUGUGUUAAUUAGUGUUCUUUCCAGAUUCCAGGUACCGUAGAGAGUAUGUUCUUUGUGGUGGUUGUGCCUUUUAAGAACAUUUGUGGCCGGGCACGGUGGCUCACGCCUGUAACCCCAGCACUUUGGGUGGCCAAGGCGGGUGGAUCACGAGAUCAGGAGAUCAUGACCAUCCUGGCUAACACGGGGAAACCCCAUCUCUACUAAAAAAUACAAAAAAUUAGCCGGGCGUGGUGGCAGGCGCCUGUAGUCCCAGCUACUGGGGAGGCUGAGGCAGGAGAAUUGCUUGAACCCGGGAGGCGGAGCUUGCAGUGAGCUGAGAUUGCGCCACUGCCCUCCAGCCUGGGCGAUAGAGUGAGACUCCGUCUCAAAAAAAAAAAAAAAUUUGCUUUUUCUGUUGUCUCCCCAGCUUGUCACCAGGGGGCGAGCUUGCCAUUUCCCUGCUGGUAACAAUACCAUUCUGUCACCAUCUACUGUUUUAGGCUUCCGUUUUGCAGCCGUCCUGAAAGGAAGGCUUGCUGUGUAAAUGAAGGCUUGUGAGCACAGCAGCCAGCCUCUCAAGUUGAUAGAGGACAGGGACUUCCCCAAGUGCACAGAGGAGAUUUCAAAAGACAUCAAAUUCACUUUUUAAAAAUGUAAAGUAGCUUUUGGUGUGCUUAAACUAGGUCAGGCCAGGCGUGGUGGCUCAUGCCUGUAAUCCUAGCAUUUUGGGAGGCCAAGGCAGGUGGAUCACUUGAGGUCAGGAGUUCGAGAUCAGCCUGGCCAACAUGACGAAACCCCUUUCUCUACUAAAAAUAUAAAAAUUAGCUGGGCGUGGUGAUGCAUACCUGUAAUCCCAGCUACUUCGGAGGCUGAGGCAGGAGAAUCACUUGAACCUGGGAGGCAGAGGUUGCAGUAAACUGAGACUGUGCCACUGCACUCCAGCCUGGGCAACACAGCAAGACUCUGUCUCAAAAACAAAAACAAAACUAGGCCAGGUGCAGUGGCUCACGCUUGCAAUCCCAGCACUUUGGGAGGCCGAGGCAGGCGGAUCACGAGGUCAGGAUUUCGAGAACAGCCUGGCCAACAUAGUGAAACCUCGUAUCUACUAAAAAUACAAAAAUUAUCUGGGUGUGGUGGUGGGCACCUGUUGUCCCAGCUAUUCAGGAGGCUGAGGCAGGAGAAUCGCUUGAACCCAGGAGGUGGAGGUUGCAGUGAGCCAAGACCAUGCCAUUGCACUCCAGCCAGGUAACAGAGUGAGACUCUGUCUCAAAAAAACACACACACACACACACACAAAACUGUAGGUCAAAAAACAUGAAAAUAUGUUCAACAUCACUAAUUAGGGAAAUGUAAAUCAAAAACCACAAUGAACUCUUAAAAUUCAACAGUAAGAAAACAACCUGAUUAAAAACAGGCCAAAACCCUUAACAUAUCUCAGCAAAGAAGAUAGACAGGUGGCAAAUAAGCAUAUGAAAAGAUGUUCCAUAUAACAUGUCAUCAGGAAAAUGCAAGUUAGAACAACAGACCACUAUACAACUAUUAGAAUGGCCAAAAUCCAAAGCACCGACAGCAUGAAAUGCUGGGAAAGUUGGAGCAACCAGAACUCUUAUUCCUUGCUGGUGGGAACGCAAGAUGGCACAGCCACUUUGGAAGACAGUUAAGCAGUUUCUUACAAAAACUAGGUAAGCUCUUACCAUGUGAUCCAGCAAUCUUGCUCUUUAGUAUUUACCUGAAGGAACUGAAAACAUGUCCACACAAAAACCAGCACAUGGAUGUUUAUAGCAGCUUUAUCUAUAAUUGCCAAAACUCAACCCAAAAUGUCUUUCAGUAGGUAAAUGGGUAAAUAAAUUGUGGUGCAUGUAGUCAUUAUUCAGUGCUUAAAUCAAGCUAUGACAAAUUAUGAGUUAUCAAGCUAUAAGAAGUCACAGAGGAACUUAAAUGAAUGCUACUAAAUGAAGCCAGUCUGAAAAGGCUUCAUAUUAAAUGAUGCCAACUAUAUGACACUGGGAUGUAUUCUGGAAAAGGCAAAACUAUGGAGACAGUAAAAAGCAGUGGGUGGGGGAGGGGAGGGAGGAAUAAUUGGAGCACAGAAGAUUUUUAGGGCAGCGAAACUACUCUGUAUGAUACUAUAAUUAUAAAUACCUGUCAUUGUACAUAUGUCCAACCCCCUAAAAUGUACAACACCAAGAGUGAACCCUAAUGUAAACUGUGGACUUUGAGUGAUAAUGAUGUGUCAGUGUAGGUUCAUCAAUUACUGCAAAUGUACCUCUUUGGUGGGAGAUGUUGAAAAUGGUGGAGACUAUGCAUGUGUGGGGACAACAACUAUAUGGGAAAUCUCUGUACCCUCUCAAUUUUGCUGUAAACCUAAAAUUGCUCUAAAAUAUAAAGUCUAUUAAAACCACAA